This is a messenger RNA of Akanthomyces muscarius, 1509 nucleotides long. RefSeq lists its product as uncharacterized. Bases 1 to 1509 code for a protein of 502 amino acids. Gene Ontology annotation, molecular function: heme binding; oxidoreductase activity. The transcript has 4 exons. The record is from RefSeq and is a predicted model, not a curated record. NCBI's taxonomy places the organism in Eukaryota, Fungi, Ascomycota, Sordariomycetes, Hypocreales, Cordycipitaceae.
AUGGCCCGUGAGCUUGACGCGGCUGAAGUCGCCCGCCACAACACGCCCGAGAGCUGCUGGGUCAUUCUCUACGGCAAGGUCUACGAUGUCACCUCCUUCCUGACCUCCCACCCGGGCGGCUCCAAGAUCAUCCUGGCCCUCGCCGGCCAGGACGCCACCGAGGACUACGACCCCGUGCACCCGCCCGGCACCCUCGAGGAGAACCUCAGCCCCGACGCCGUCCUCGGCACCGUGUCCGCCGAGAGUCUGGCAAAGCUGCAGGCCGCUUCGCAACCUCCGUCGUCACAGCCCUCGCCACCGGCGCCCGCGGCAGCAAAAAGCGAACCGGAACCCCUGCUCCCCGUCCAGGCCCUCCUCAACCUCGACGACAUUGAAAAGGAAGCCACCAAGCGCAUCUCCGCGCGCGCCUGGGCCUACUACUACUCCGCCUCCGACGACCAGAUCAGCAAGGUGCGCAACAGCGACGUCUACCGGGAUAUCAGCAUGCGCCAGCGCGUCCUCGUCGACGUAAAGUCCAACGACCAGUCCACGUCCUUCCUCGGACACAAGGUCGACACGCCCGUCUUCGUCGCCCCCGCGGCCAUGGCCCGUCUCGCGCACCCAGACGGCGAGCAGGCCAUUGCGCGCGCCGCCCACCACUUUGGCGCCAUGAUGAUUGUCUCCAACAACGCCUCCAUGACGCCAGAGCAAAUCGUCGCCGACGCGCCGCCGGGCCAGCUGUUUGGCUGGCAGAUUUACGUGCAGGACGGCCGGGCCAAGAGCGCCGCGAUGCUCCGACGCAUCAACGCCAUGCCGGAGCACUACAAGUUCAUCUGCCUGACGCUCGACGCGCCGACCCCGGGCAAGCGCGAGCUCGACGAGCGCGGCAACCUCGACAAGACGGUGCGCGUCGAAGCCGCCGGCAACCCGGACAUGGAGAAGCGGCCCGGCGGCGGCGGCGUCGGCCAGCAGCUCUUCUUCGGCACCGCCGCGGACCUGACGUGGGAGACGACGCUGCCGUGGCUGGCCGAGCACACGGACCUGCCCAUUGUGCUCAAGGGCGUGCAGACGCACGAGGAUGCCUACCUCGCGAUGCGGCACCACCCCCAGGUCAAGGCCAUCAUCCUGUCGAAUCAUGGAGGACGCGCGUGCGACACGGCGCCUCCUCCGAUACAUACGCUGCUCGAGAUUCGCAAGUACUGCCCCGAGGUUCUCAGCAGGCUCGAGGUCUGGAUCGACGGCGGCAUCCGGCGCGGCACCGACGUCGUCAAGGCCCUGUGCCUGGGUGCUCGUGGCGUGGGUGUUGGCCGCGGGCCGCUGUAUGGCCUGGGCGCCGGCGGCCAAGCUGGCGUGGAACGCAUGUUUGAGAUCCUGCAAGCCGAGAUUGCAACUGCAAUGCGCUUAAUAGGUGCCAGCACCAUUUCUGACCUUCGCCCAAGCUGUCUCAAUACGCGACGUGUAGAGAGGGACAUAUAUGACGGGGAGCCUGGACUAGACCGCCAAGGGCUGUGGACAAAGUCAAAACUGUAA